AUGCCACCAACAAGUCCCGUAUCGCCCCUGGCAAACGAGCACUCGGCGUUCAACAACGCACUCGCCCACUCGUUGAAGGAAUGCGGCGCCAUACGCUCCUCAACUCCGCUUUCAGCGCAAGAGCCGGACUGGUUCACGCCUACCCAAGAACGCCCAUACGGAUACCAGGCGCAGACAUACACAUCCGUCCCCGGUUUCACACCCCAGUCAAUCACGCGCUCGCCGCCAGCCUCAGAGACUCGCCCGCUCAUGUUGAAUGUCUCGCAGCCUGAGUCUCCGACGAGAUCUCUAGGCUCGCGCCGCGGAUACGCGCCCCAGUCGCCAGCGAGCCUAACCUCGCCACUCGGCUCACCCGUACAGUCUAUGGAUCCCUUUCGCUCUGUUAUCGCCUCGCCUCCGGCUUCAAUGAACUCCCGUCCCUUGCUCAGCUCGGCCCGUCCCACACUUGUAUCCGAAUCGGGGUCGCCCAAACCUCGUGCGCCUGCUCCUCACGUUCCCGGGCCAUUCCCCUGGGCAGCAUCGGUUCCUGCUGGCACUGCACGCGCUCUGGCACACCAACCCCAGCCGGUCUCGCCCAUCGGAGGACCACGCACGCCCACACGUCCCGUAGUCGGUGCCCAACCCUUCGUCCCGUCGCACGCUCCAGAGUCGCCUAUCGCAGGACCAUCCUCUGCUGGUUUCUUCACUCCAACCAAACAGAACCUGGCUCCGCCGCGCACACAGCGCCUAAUCACGCCUCCCGCCCGCAGCGCCUCGAAGGGCUCUCCCCUCCCCGCCCCCCAGCCGGUCGCGCCCGCCGUCCAGCUUCUCUCGCAGAACACAAUGACCAUGUUCAACACGUUCUCAGACUCGGACGGACACACGUCCCCCACCUCCAUGAGCCAGGAGCAGCACGACAUCGACCCCUGGCGUCCACUCCACCCCCUCGGGCGCGCAGGAUCCAAGCCACUCCGGUUCGAGCGCGAGCAGGCCGUCGACGGGGCCAUGCGCCAGCGCCUGCCGAUGCACAGUGAGGUCGUUUCCACUGAAAGCAGGCGGCAGGCAGGCGUGGCCGUACACAAGUCUUUGGUGAGGAUUGUGGCCGGAUCAAGCGGGGGCGCGUUUGAGACGAGUGGCGACCAGCGUCGCUUUUGA
Messenger RNA from Cutaneotrichosporon oleaginosum, 1134 nucleotides. RefSeq lists its product as uncharacterized. The record is from RefSeq and is a predicted model, not a curated record. Lineage: Eukaryota; Fungi; Basidiomycota; Tremellomycetes; Trichosporonales; Trichosporonaceae.